CCAAGACCAGGUGCUCUAGAAUACUCUAAGGCCCCGAGGACGUGCACCGGGCUCUCUGGACGUGUUCUAGAACGUUCCGGAACAUUCCACAGAAUUCCUCGCGAUUCCAAGGACAUUCCCUGGGCAUUCUAGAACAUUCUGGAAUCCUGGAAACACGCACCAGGGGUUCUGGAAAAUUCCAAGGCCCAAGAACGCACGACAGACUCUCCCAGAAUUCCCUGGGAGCACUGACCGUUCCGGAACGUCCCUGGUAUCCACCAGGAUGUUUGCACAACCUUCGGCCCCGCCAACUCCUCCCCCAGCCCUGGCAAUAAAUAGACGCCGGGUCCCCGCCGGCUCAGACGACGACGAAGACGAUGGUGAUGAAGAUGACGGUGACGAAGGCUCUCCUCCUCGCCCUCACGGUGGGCGUGGCCUGUGCGGACGUCGACCCCGCCCAGCUCUCCGGGCCCUGGCGCACCUCCGCCAUGGCCUCCAACAACCUGGAAAUGAUCCUGAAGGAUGGGCCACUCCGGAUGCUGUUCCGCGAGAUGGAGUGCAACGAGGACUGCAACGCCCUGAACGUCUUCUUCUACGUCAAGAAGAACGAGGUAUGCACCCCGCACACGGUUGUGGCCCAGAAGAACGCAGACGGCAUCUACACCACUGACUUCGAGGGCCAGACCUCCUUCCAGUUCCAGGAAUUGGAUCCCACUAGCCUCAUCGUCUUCAUCAAUAACAUGGCAUCCGGCGGCACCACCAGCCGCCUCAGCUUCCUCACUGCCAAAUUGAAUUUCAUAAACGAUGACGCGCUGGACGACUACGCGAGGCUCACGGAGCAGAAUGGGAUCCCGCGGAAGUACAUCCGGCGUGUGGCCGACACAGACACCUGUCCACCCUGAGGACGCCUCCCUUGGAGAAGGUGCCAGAACGUUCUAGACCAUUCCAGAACGUUCUAGACCAUUCCAGAACCGCCCCUGAUCGCCUCACCAUCUCCUCCCACCUGCGAAUGCGCUAGCAUGCUCCGGACAUUCUAGAACGUUCUGGAUUGAUCCAAGAUGGUCUGGAUCGUCCCAGAAUUUCUAGAAAGCUCCGGAACAUUCUAGAAUCGGCCGUCCCCGGCUUUCUCUGCUUCCUGUUCAUGGAAUAAACUCAUCCUAGGC
This is a messenger RNA of Oryctolagus cuniculus (rabbit), 1142 nucleotides long. NCBI's taxonomy places the organism in Eukaryota, Metazoa, Chordata, Mammalia, Lagomorpha, Leporidae. The record is from RefSeq and is a predicted model, not a curated record.